UAAUAUUGUGGACGUCAAUCAUAAACGGAAGUACGGAAAAUACGAACCAUUUAUUUUGGCCGGACAGUCCGGUCAAGUACAUUACUGCACAUAUCCGAGUGAAAAGAAAGAUAAGGCCAACUGGUGGACAGUAUGUAAGAUGAGGGCCAGAUCAGAGAUAGACAUGCCCGAUUCCAUUACUCCAGCGUUCGAAGAGGAUAUUAUAGAACAACCUCUAAACGUUAUAACAGAUGAGGGUUCAAGAAUUUUGGUUGAUCCGGUCGGGGAAGUUGAAACAGAUGUGUUUUUCGCUCCUCCAGAGGUGGAGGACGAAGAACAAGUGCCGUCAAUAUCAGACGAAGAAGAUAUACUUGAAGACGAUGACGAUGACGAUUAGUACGGUAAAUUUUGUAUUAGAUAUGCAAGGGAGGAGUGCUACUGGGACAGGCCGGACUCGGCCCCCCACACUAGCUGUUGUUGAGGAGGAGGACGACCUGGCAGCUCCUCCAGAGGCGGCUGUGGCGCAGGAGGGUGUGGAGCCAGCUCCAGCACCUCGUAGACCUCGAGCUCGGCGCCAGCCCGUUGAGGGGGAAGUCUUGGAUGCCACUGGCAGAAUCCGAGUCAUCCCCAACGCAAAGAGGAACAGGUUGCUCGAUACCAGCACAGUAUCCAGAGAGUUGCGGGAAAUCUUCCAGAGUCGGUGGUGGGCAAAAAAAUUCUUCUGGGAGGAUGAAUUCGAGGAACGAGUCAUCCGAAUCACUUUCGAGAAGCAUGCUGCGAAACGGUAUUCUGACAGGUUGUCCACCUACAAGACUUCUCGUGAGAGAGACGUGUCUAUUACAGACGACGUGUGGCAGGCCUGGGAGAGAGUUUGGGACUCUGACGAGGCAAAGAAGAAAUCGGCCCAGGCGCGGGCCAAUCGGAUGAGCGAGCCAGCCGGAGCUGGUACUGGACCGGUUCGACACACCGGAGGCUCGAUGUCUGCUUUGAAGCAUAAGGCUGUUUUGGCUAGGGAGCUGGGGCGUGAGCCGACACAUGAUUUCCCUGAAAAAUGGGAGCGUUUUGAGCAGGAGAUGUUGGCCGCCACACAGACAGCCGAGGGGAGUACUGCAUCUACCCCAGUGGACCCAGACCAGGUUUAUCUCGCUGUUGAGGGGGUGAAGAAGCGGCGUGUCUACGGAUUAGGCUUAGUUGGUUCUGAGUUCGUCGCCUCGCAGCGGGGUACUUCUAGUAGACGACCCGGCAGCUCCUUUCAGACCGUGUCGCCAGCCGCCGAUGAGAGAUUUCGUACUGAUCUCAUCGCUCAGUUCGCGGAUACGAUCCGCGAUCAGGUCCAGAUUACGGUUGCAGCGGCGAUGCAGCAGAUGCAGCAGCGGGCCCAGGGAGAUGUGCUACCUACUCCUCCACCACCGCCUCCACCGGGUACUGAUAACGGUGUCCCAGAUGACGACAUCACAGAUUUGUAG
Mercurialis annua (annual mercury) is the source of this 1445-nucleotide messenger RNA. RefSeq lists its product as uncharacterized. The record is from RefSeq and is a predicted model, not a curated record. The coding region runs from base 231 to 1445 and encodes 404 amino acids. NCBI's taxonomy places the organism in Eukaryota, Viridiplantae, Streptophyta, Magnoliopsida, Malpighiales, Euphorbiaceae. The transcript has 7 exons.